AUGAGCGGACGGCUUAUAGCUGCGGCCGGGCGUCUCCCGUCGACGCGUUCGGCCGCCGUCCAAGCUGCUCGCCAGUACCACCACCUGCCGUCUGGCGGUCUGCUCCGCGCAGACGCCGCCGUACGAGCGACCCGCCGACGCAUGUGGUUCGGCGGCAACGCCUUCCACAAUGCAGUUAUCGUCCGGAAUGCCUCCUUCGCCCGCUUCCUGCCCAAGCUGGCAGCCAAGCUCAUCAGGGUACCUGCCAUGGCCGGCGGCGUCACCAUCGCUGGGCUGGCCUGGGUGCAAUAUCAGGCGACGCAGGCCGGCAACUACGCCUGGGACGUCCUCACCACGGCGAAAGAUGGCGUGUCCGGUACCGCGGCGACCCUGUUCGACGGCGCCAAGGGCAUCGCCGACCAGACCAUGAGGGGAUGGCAGAACACGAAAGAGCAGGUCGAGCUGCCAGAAUGGAUGCAGAAGGUGCUCCGGUUGCAAGAGGAGGUCGGGACUGGAAAGCAGGGCGGCGGUGGUCCGGGAGGCGAGGAACCCCCGAAGCAGAGCAGGACCGGUGCUGCGGUGGCUGCCGGCGCCAGCGCUGCUGCGUACGGCUACGAGCAGUCGACCGAGGAUGACCCUCGGAGCGAGGACGAGAUGGCCAAGGACGACCAGAUGAUGGUCCUGACCAAGAAGAUGAUCGAGAUCCGCAACAUUCUCUCCAAGGUUGGGCAGUCGAGUACCCUGACGUUGCCAUCCAUCGUCGUCAUCGGGUCGCAGUCCUCAGGAAAGAGCUCCGUGUUGGAGUCGAUCGUGGGGCAUGAGUUUCUGCCCAAAGGUUCAAACAUGGUCACGCGGAGACCCAUCGAGCUCACCCUCAUCAACACGCCUGGAAUAGACGCCGAGUACGGAGAGUUCCCUGACCUGGGACUCGGCAAGGUCUCGGACUUCUCCUCCAUCCAGCGAACUCUGACCGAACUCAACCUGGCUGUGCCCGACUCCGAGUGUGUGUCGGACGAGCCCAUCCGUCUGUCCAUCUCGUCUCCCAACGUACCCGAUCUGUCGUUGAUCGAUCUGCCUGGAUAUAUCCAGGUUGUUGGCCAGGGCCAACCUCUGGCCCUAAAGCAGAAGAUCUCUGAGCUUUGCGACAAGUAUAUCCAGGCGCCCAACGUCAUACUGGCCAUCUCCGCAGCUGACGUCGAUCUGGCAAACUCAACAGCCCUCAGGGCGAGUCGCCGAGUCGACCCCAGAGGCGAGCGCACCAUUGGCGUUGUGACCAAGAUGGAUCUCGUCGAUCCAGUGCGAGGCUCGUCGAUCCUGAACGACAAGCAAUACCCCCUUCGUCUUGGAUACGUCGGGGUUGUGUCUCGGAUCCCUACCACCGCCGGCUUGUUCAAGAAGGGCAACGCCAACCUGACGUCUGCGAUCGCCAAGAAUGAGAACUCCUACUUCUCCGCUCACCCCCUCGAGUUUGGGCCGGGCGCGGAUGUCAGCGUGGGGACUACAACCCUGCGCAAGAAACUCAUGCACGUGCUCGAGCAGACAAUGUCAGCAAGUUUGCAAAGCACAAGCGACGCCAUCCAGCAGGAGCUUGAAGAAGCGACAUACGAGUUCAAGGUUCAGUACAAUGAUAGACCCCUCUCUGCAGAGUCAUAUCUUGCCGAGAGCCUCGAUGCCUUCAAGCACUCUUUCAAGCAAUUCGCCGGCGACUUCGGACGCCCGCAGAUGCACGAACUGCUCAAGAAUGAGCUCGACCAACGGGUUCUUGAUCUACUGGCAGCGCGGUACUGGAACAAGCCGGUGCAUGACCUUUCAAUUCCUAUCCCAGAGCCGGACAACCUGGCGGAUCUGCCAAAGGCGGACCCCGAUUCUCCGUUCUGGCAUCGCAGACUUGAUGCCUCAACCUCGUCUCUCACCAAACUCGGUGUCGGAAGACUCGCUACAAACGUGGUCGCAACAUCAAUCCAGUCACACAUUGACCGGCUCAUCAACCAGUCGACCUUUGUCAACCACCCCUUUGCGCAACAGGCCAUCACGGAAGCAGCCUCGAGCAUCCUGAAUGACAGGUUCUACAGCACCAGCGACCAGGUCGAGAACUGCAUCAAGCCCUUCAAGUUCGACAUUGAUAUGGAGGACCGCGAAUGGGCCCAUGGACGCGAACACGUCCAAGGUGUGCUCAAGAAGGAGCUGGACGCAUGCGAGGGCGCCAUGAAGGGCCUCGAGACAACUGUUGGCGGCAGAAGGAAGCUCAAGGAGGUCAUGACAUUCGUGGACAAGGCACGCAAGGGCGAUGUCAUUAUCGAGGGUGAGAGCUCGAGCGGAGCCGGAGGCUUCAGCGCUGCUCUACUCGCUAAAGGUCGGGAAGCGGUUUUCCUCCGUGAUCGUGCCGACAUCAUCAAGAUGCGUAUGCUCGCCGUCAAGUCGAAGCAGUGUGCCAACAUGAAGAACAAGUAUCACUGCCCCGAGGUUUUCCUGGACGCCGUGGCCUCCAAGCUAGCCUCCACCGCAGUGCUCUUCCUGAACGUCGAGUUGCUGUCUGAGUUCUACUACAACUUCCCGCGCGAGCUGGACACUCGUCUUGGCCGACACCUCUCCCCCGAGCAAAUCGAGACGUUUGCUCGAGAGGACCCCAAGAUCAAGAAGCACCUCGAGGUCAUUCGGCGGAAAGAGCUGCUCGAGCUUGUGCUGGAGAAGAUGCAAAGUCUUAGACAACUAGAAGGGCUGGAGAGAGAACGAGCCAAGCAAAACAAAAAGCCGAAGGCCAGCGAGAAGCAGAAGGGUGGCUGGGGGGCCUUGAGUCUAUCUGGUGUCUUUUCUCUUAAAACAACAGUCUUAAGUGGCUCCAACGAAUUGCCCGCUCGCCCAGCGGAUUGUGGUUUCCAGACUGGAGUGUCUCCAGGUCCCCCGAAACGGAAACCAUCCGCCUCCGCGGCCCCCAAGGAGCGGCAGUCCAAGCUCGCCAAGGAGCACAACAUCUCAGCGCGCGAGGAGGCCGAGAUCAAGGAAGCCUUCGCGCUGUUCUCCGAACCCAUGGACGGCGAGAAGGAAGGCGUUAUCCCCAUUAAUGAUGUACGGCGCGCCAUGGUCGCCUUGAACCUGGGUCCCACGAAACCCGAGCUCAAGGACUUCGUGUCCAUCCUCGACCCGGACGACGAGGGCUACGCGACGUACGAGCCGUUCCUGGCCAUCUGCGCCCUGAAGCUGCACCAGCGCGACGACGACGCGACGGACGAGGCGCACGCGGCCGAGGUGGACGAGGCGUUCCGGCUGUUCACGGGCGGCGCCGAGGGGACCGACACAACGCUGACGUUGGCGCACCUCAAACGCGUAGCCUUGACGCUGAAGCAGGACGUGGACGAGGCGCUGCUGAAGGACAUGAUCCUGGAGGCCAACGGCGGCGCCGGCGUGGGGAAAGGGGUCGGACGGCAGGACUUUGAGCAGGUUAUGCGGCGGGCUGGCGCUUGGAAGUGA
Neoarthrinium moseri is the source of this 3447-nucleotide messenger RNA. RefSeq lists its product as uncharacterized. Lineage: Eukaryota; Fungi; Ascomycota; Sordariomycetes; Amphisphaeriales; Apiosporaceae. Gene Ontology annotation, cellular component: cytoplasm; microtubule; membrane. Gene Ontology annotation, molecular function: GTPase activity; microtubule binding; GTP binding. The coding region runs from base 1 to 3447 and encodes 1148 amino acids. The record is from RefSeq and is a predicted model, not a curated record. The transcript has 5 exons.